Messenger RNA from Periophthalmus magnuspinnatus, 1287 nucleotides. RefSeq names its product activator of basal transcription 1 (gene abt1). The record is from RefSeq and is a predicted model, not a curated record. The coding region runs from base 116 to 1045 and encodes 309 amino acids. Gene Ontology annotation, biological process: small-subunit processome assembly; endonucleolytic cleavage in 5'-ETS of tricistronic rRNA transcript (SSU-rRNA, 5.8S rRNA, LSU-rRNA); endonucleolytic cleavage to generate mature 5'-end of SSU-rRNA from (SSU-rRNA, 5.8S rRNA, LSU-rRNA). The transcript is spliced from 5 exons. NCBI's taxonomy places the organism in Eukaryota, Metazoa, Chordata, Actinopteri, Gobiiformes, Gobiidae. Gene Ontology annotation, cellular component: nucleolus. Gene Ontology annotation, molecular function: RNA binding.
GCGACCGUGUUUUGUGGAUUUUCUCACGUGUGGAGCAGUUUAGGCUUUUCUGUAGUCUACUCUCGACAUUUUUAUCAGAUUCUACAGAGUUAAUGUGUUGAUUGCUGGCGCAGAGAUGGCGAGAAAUGAUGAGGAGAAACUGGAGGACUCUCUAAAAGACGAAAACGCCGAUAUGGAGGAUUGGGAAGAAGUUGUUAAAUCAGACGAACAACAUGAGGACAGCAACGGAGACGAAGAGGACGAUGAAGAGGAGGAGGGAGACGAGGACACUGGGAAAGUCAAAAAUGUUGAAAAUGAAAAUGCUGCAGAGCCAGAAGGGCGCACGGGUGAAGAGACUACACGUAAACAAAAGAAAACUAAGCUUGGAAUAAAAUCUGACAAAAAGGUGGUUCCAGGGAUCAUUUACCUGGGACACAUCCCACCUAGACUCAAGCCCAAACACCUGAGGAACAUGUUGUCAGUCUAUGGAGAGAUCGGGCGCAUUUUUUUACAACCAGAAGAUGGCAUGGUUUCUAAAAGGAAGAAGAAGUCUGGUCUGCGUCGCUGCGACUUCACUGAGGGCUGGGUGGAGUUCAGGGACAAACGUGUGGCAAAGAGAGUUGCUGCCUCUCUCCAUAACAGUCCAAUGGGAACCAAGAAGAGGCAGCGUUUUGCUGCUGAUUUGUGGUGCAUGAAGUACUUGCACCGUUUCCAGUGGACUCAUCUGAGCGAACGUCUGGCCUAUGAACAUACAGUACUCCAGCAGAGACUCAGGACCGAAGUGUCUCAGGCCAAAAGAGAAACCAACUUCUACCUUGCCAAUGUGGACAAGGGAGAGAGGAUGGAGCGCCAGAGGAAGAAGAGGCAGAGGGAUGGACAACAGGAGGAAGUGAGAACAUGGGACUUCACUCAGCGUCAAACUGAAGAGGAGAUUCAGAACAGAAAGAAGAGAAAAAAUAAAGACUCACUUUCACAGAAACAAAUGGACAAGUCGCUCCUUAUACAACAGAAGAGCAAAUCAAAUGUCUCACUGCUCGCCAAGAUUUUCAAUGCCAAUCAGUCAUAAGCACGCCGACAAUAUGCUGGGAGUGCAAACAUUGGAACAUUUUUAAACUGCAAAUGCAUUUUGCACUUGCCAACGACAGUCUGUUUUUGGAGCCAACAGUGACGUUUUUGCUAGAUUAAUUUUUGCAAAGACGUGGGGAUAAAAUGUUUUUGUUGCUUUAUCUCAAUAGAUCAACUGAAAUGAGAUAAUUAAGUAACACUUGAAUAUUAAAAAUCUGUAAAUAAAUUCACCAGUUUAAAUUA